This is a messenger RNA of Zonotrichia albicollis (white-throated sparrow), 1503 nucleotides long. The record is from RefSeq and is a predicted model, not a curated record. Lineage: Eukaryota; Metazoa; Chordata; Aves; Passeriformes; Passerellidae.
AUGGCACGUGUGACAGUCAUUCAUGUCCUGCUGAUAUUGAGCUUUUUCCAACAUAAGAAACUGUUUUCCACAGUCCUGGCAAGUGGAAAAGAAGACAUAAAGGAUGCACUUAGGCUGCAUAAUGUUAUGUGGGCCACCAAGGAUGAUUCAAGAGUCAUUUUGUCCUGGAACAACAACCUGACAAAAGAAGAAACCAAGAAAUACAUCGUGAAGUAUAUUUUGAGUUAUAAGUUCUUCAAUACCACUAAGGAGAGGAAAGAAAGACUGCAGGAGAAGGAAAAGAUAAUACAUCUUCAAUUACACUCUGGUUUUAAUGCUAAAGUUAAGACACAACUUUUUGCAAAAGAAACAGAAGACAUAAUUAAGGAGAGUGACUGGACAGAACUUACUUACAAGGCACCUCCAGUUUACAUUCAGAAUCUUUCAUGCAUCAUAUAUAACAUUUCUUUUUUCAAUUGCACCUGGCACAUCAAAGCAGAAGCUCCUGAAGAUAUCCAGAUCUUUACCUCAUACAGACAUGUAGGAAAGGUUUUUGCAUGCCAGCAAUAUAUAAAAAAUGCAAGGAAGAAAAAUAUUGGAUGCUAUAUGAAAGAAAUACAUUUCCAACCAUCAAGGAAAAUAAAUUUAAACAUAACUGUGAGAAAUUUGAGAAAUAGUUCAAGAGUACUGUCUUAUUUCAAAGCUUUCACACCUCAGAAAAUAGAGAAGCUGAACCCGCCAAUCAACGUCUCAGUUUCUCUCGAAAACAAAAGUAUUAAAAUUCAUUGGAAACCUCCACCUACCAUUGGUUCAGCAAGGGAAAAGUGUUUUUUGUACCAGGUGAAAAUAACAGAUCAUAAGAUUGCAAAUGUCACUGCAGAGAACUAUAAGUAUCCAUUUCAUAAGCCAGGAAAAAGAUGUGCAGCACAAGUGAGGGUAAAGAAAGAGAUUUGCAUAGCAAACAAGAUCUGGAGUGAAUGGAGUGAACCAGUGUUUAUUCAUGAUGAAAAGACAGUGGAUAUCCUACUGCUAAGCCUCACAUUGUUUUGUUCUCUGGUUUUCCUUGGAGGCCUGCUGAUAUAUGCAUGUAGAAGGUACGGAUGCCUGGAAGUUUUAACCACACCUGUUCCACAUCCUUCAAACAGUAUCAAAACGUGGUUAGCAGAUGAGACUCACCACCAGCAACAUAUGUCAAUGCAAAUGGAGAUGAACUCAGAGGUUACUCUGGGAACACCAGAAGAGAACAGAGAUGAGAACAUUCAACUGCAGAAAUGUUUGAAGGAAUUCGUGUUAGAAGACCUAUAGAGAUGACAUGCCUUUUUUAUCUGCAUGCAAGUGUACUUUCCCAUGAGGUGGACAAUAUUCCAAUAGAUCAAAAAGCUGAUAUGGGAGUUUGUCUGAGCCCAAUAACUUCUGCUCUGAAAACAUGCAACUCUUAAAAUUAGCUUUGGAUCACAGACACCAAGUAGUAUCUUGUAGUUUGUUUCUAAAAAUACUGAUCUUCAGACCAGUAAAAUUAGAGCA